Ipomoea triloba (trilobed morning glory) is the source of this 1501-nucleotide messenger RNA. RefSeq names its product AP2-like ethylene-responsive transcription factor At1g16060. The record is from RefSeq and is a predicted model, not a curated record. Lineage: Eukaryota; Viridiplantae; Streptophyta; Magnoliopsida; Solanales; Convolvulaceae. The coding region runs from base 323 to 1396 and encodes 357 amino acids. The transcript is spliced from 8 exons. Gene Ontology annotation, molecular function: DNA binding; DNA-binding transcription factor activity. Gene Ontology annotation, biological process: regulation of DNA-templated transcription.
AACACCACAUAAAGCACACAAGAAACGAAGAAGUGAAUUAAGACAAGGCAGAAAAUAGAAAAUUAGAAAACCCCAAAAAAACGUAUACACACAGUACUGCCGCUCCCAGACGGCCAAACACUUAUAUAGUUAUAUAUAAACCCCCUAUAGAGCCACCAUUUCCUCCGCCGGCUUCCUCAUCUGCCACUCCACUUUCCGAUCGGCCCCAUCUAUAUAUCCCUUUUCAUGUCUUAACUAAAAACACUACCCCCAUUUGCAGAGUUUAAACCAAUUAAUUAAUUAAGCUUCUAUAUAUCUCGAGCUUCAUUAUCAGCUUUAAUUAAUGGCGAAAACCUCGAAAAAAGACAGCUCCGGCAACGGCGAUGGUAAUGCCAACAACGUUGUUAAGGUGAAAAGAACUCGUAAGAGCGUGCCCAGAGACUCUCCUCCUCAAAGAAGCUCCGUUUUCAGAGGUGUCACCAGGCACCGGUGGACCGGCCGAUAUGAAGCUCAUCUAUGGGAUAAGAACAGCUGGAAUGAAGCACAGAGUAAGAAAGGAAGACAAGUAUAUUUGGGGGCUUAUGAUGAUGAAGAAACAGCAGCACAUGCAUAUGACUUGGCAGCAUUGAAGUAUUGGGGACAAGAGACAAUCCUAAAUUUUCCACUUGCUACUUAUGAAAAAGAGCUAAAGGAAAUGGAAGGUCAAUCAAAAGAAGAGUAUAUUGGUUCUUUGAGAAGAAAGAGCAGUGGAUUUUCUAGGGGUGUCUCGAAAUACAGAGGAGUAGCAAGACACCAUCACAAUGGAAGAUGGGAGGCUCGCAUUGGAAGGGUGUUUGGCAACAAAUAUCUCUACCUUGGAACUUAUGCUACUCAAGAGGAAGCGGCAACGGCUUAUGACAUGGCAGCCAUAGAGUACCGUGGGCUUAACGCCGUCACCAAUUUUGACCUCAGCCGUUACGUCAAGUGGCUACGCCCUGAUCAAAACCCUAACAACCUGCAGCCAAACCCUAACCCUAGUAAUGACGCCGUUAGUGAUCAUCAUGAUGAGCUCAUCACCACCCAAGAUCAAGGGUUGAGCUUCCUCCACCAGCAACAGCAACCGCAACAAAGCUCCGGUUCAUCGGAAACCGCCUCUCCUCCGCCGCAUGACCCCUCCGCCGCCGCCGCCUCUUCGUCGGCGUUAGGUUUACUGCUGCAGUCCCCCAAGUUUAAAGAAAUGUUGGAGAGAACAUCGGCGGCUACCAACUUUCCGGCCACCCCGCCGGAGCCGGACCGACCGAGAAGGAGCUUCCCGGACGACAUACAAACGUACUUCGACUGCGAAGACUCGAGUAGCUUUGUGGAAGAGCAUGACAUCAUCUUUGGUGACCUAAGCUCAUUUGAUUCAUCCAUGUUUCAUUGUGAGCUUGAUGCAUAACACCUAGGGUUUAAUCACCAUUUUCAUUCCAAAAAAAAAAAAGGAAAGAAAGAUAUAACAGUGGACAUGCAUGCAUGGGAUAUAUACAUAGGAAGAUUGUGAAUA